UCUUGUUGGGGUGUGGCUGUGAUGCAGUCACCAUAGCGACCCGUUAAAGAAGCUGGUUUGCGGUAGCUGGCUCUGGAGCUUUCUGUCUUUUUCCGUUCAGGGUAGCUGGCCUGCCAGGAUUUUACCUGUAGGAUGAAGCAGAGACCUGGUCUUUGCAGGAAGCGGGUGAUGGCCUAGGCCCCUAGGCCUCGAGUGGAGAGAGCCCAGAGGGCUUACGGUGGCUCGCUUUUACCACAGGAGCGGGGGACACGGCUCAGCCCGUCCCUCCCAGUGCCACUUCCUUUGUGAGCCUGCCGGCCUGCUCCUCGCACUCUGGAACUUGUCGCGGGCGCUCCCCGGACGAGUGUGGGAGCGGGGUGGGGGGGGACCCCGUGCCGGGUACUUCUGCUGAUCAUCUUGCACUCACAAAUCCGAACAACUGACCGAGGAUUUCCAGACACUGGAGGAAAACCAAGAGCUUGAGAGAGAACAAGAAACUUCAGGAGUCCCCCUUGAGUGGCGCCAAUGCCUCGGCAUUAGAGAAAGAGAUUGGUCCAGAACAGUUUCCAGUCAAUGAGCACUAUUUUGGAUUAGUCAAUAACUUUUUGACAACUACAUGCAACAAGAUGCCCAUGAAUUCUUAAAUUACCUACUAAAUACAAUUGCUGAUAUUUUACAAGAAGAGAGAAAGCAGGAAAAGCAAAAUGGCCGUUUACCUAAUGGUAAUAUCGACAGCGAAAAUAACAGCAGCCCACCAGACCCGACGUGGGUUCAUGAGAUUUUUCAGGGAACAUUAACAAAUGAAACCAGAUGUCUUACUUGUGAAACCAUAAGCAGCAAAGAUGAAGAUUUUUUAGACCUUUCUGUUGACGUGGAACAAAACACAUCGAUCACUCACUGCUUAAGGGGUUUUAGCAACACAGAAACUCUGUGCAGUGAAUACAAAUAUUACUGUGAAGAAUGUCGCAGCAAACAGGAGGCACACAAACGGAUGAAAGUUAAAAAACUGCCCAUGAUUCUAGCUCUGCACCUGAAGAGGUUUAAGUACAUGGAUCAACUUCAUCGAUACACAAAACUGUCUUACCGGGUAGUUUUUCCUUUAGAACUUCGUCUGUUUAACACCUCUGGCGACGCAACCAAUCCUGACAGAAUGUACGACCUCGUCGCCGUGGUGGUUCACUGUGGAAGUGGUCCCAAUCGAGGACAUUAUAUCGCAAUAGUUAAGAGUCAUGAUUUUUGGUUGUUGUUUGAUGACGACAUUGUAGAAAAAAUUGAUGCGCAAGCUAUUGAAGAAUUCUACGGGUUGACAUCAGAUAUCUCAAAGAACUCUGAGUCUGGUUACAUCCUUUUCUAUCAGUCUCGGGACUGAGGGGGACCGUGAUGAAGAGAUACUUUCUGCCUCAUUUCUUCUCUGGUUACUUUGCAAAGGAUCAAGCACUGAUGUUUCAAGAAAAGAGAAAUGCAGGAAGCUCAGGGGGCAGUAGCACACUUUGCACACAAUAAAGCAAAGACUGUGGAUUCA
Panthera uncia (snow leopard) is the source of this 1501-nucleotide messenger RNA. RefSeq names its product ubiquitin specific peptidase 12 (gene USP12). The coding region runs from base 596 to 1348 and encodes 250 amino acids. The record is from RefSeq and is a predicted model, not a curated record. The transcript is spliced from 8 exons. Gene Ontology annotation, molecular function: cysteine-type deubiquitinase activity; cysteine-type endopeptidase activity. Gene Ontology annotation, biological process: protein deubiquitination. Gene Ontology annotation, cellular component: cytosol; nucleus. Lineage: Eukaryota; Metazoa; Chordata; Mammalia; Carnivora; Felidae.